CUGGGGGGAUGGGAGUAACAUUAAGUAACAGGUUAUCUGAUAGAGGUCGGUACUCAAUGAUUUGUUUUUAAAAUAUAAUUGUAUUUACUUUAUCAUAAAUUAAUCCACUAUUAUCAGAUGUGGUAGCUUUUAAAGCAUCUUAAGUGUAAGUCUUUUAUUAUAAGUAUUUUUUCCCCUAAUAUUUCCUCUUGAAUCUUUCUCUGAUACUUAGUUUAAAUACUUAUUCAUACCUGUCUUUUAUUAAUAUUAUUCUCUUAAGAUAAAUCAGCUAAAUGGAGGUAUUUCUAGGUCGUUCGAAAGUGAAAAAGCCCGUGCAAUUACCAAAGUCAUCAUUAUCGACAACAUCGUCAUGUUUCCUGUCGGGUAGUAAUAGUAAUAGCAGUAGUACUUUACCAUUUCCAAUAUUGUUUAAAGAAGAUUUCACGGAAUUCAAUUCUGAUCAUGAUGGUAUAAACAGUUGUGAACAGUUUACAUUUCAAGCGGUUUUAUUAAAUGGUGCUAAGACAUUAAUCACUGAUUUGGAACAAAUCAAGAUACUUCGAAAAAGAGGUUGUUACGGUUUCAGUCAGAAUAAUGAUUUUAAUCUUCGCAAUAAAACCAACAGUAUACCUAAAGAAUACAGUACAGAUGAUGACGACAAUGAUGAUAAUGACGAUGACGGCGGGGAUACGUCAGAUGCAGAGAAUUCAAUUUAUGAUUUUUGUAUUUCAGAAGGUAUUGAAAAAACAGAUGAAAAUAUUUCCAACGAAACGGACGUUACACAUUUAAUAUUGAAUGAUGUAGAAACGUUGUUUUUACUCCAUGGACUUGGUUGUUUAGACGUUUACUUGCCACCUAAUGGAAAUUCACAGUUUCAUUCAACCAUUGAAUGUCAACAGCUGGAUCCAUUGUCUUUGACUGAGGUUUGGUUUUGUCUGUGUACAGGAUCUGUUGAUUCACCUUGUUUACAAAUUCAAUCAGCACGAGAACAGAUUGAAAAGUAUUCAGAAAAGGAGCUCCAUCUAUUACGCCGUUAUGCUGUAUAUAUAUAUUAUAGAUCUAAGGGUUGGAUUGUACGCCCUGGAUUAUGUGUAGGUGGUGCUGAUUACCUACUUUAUGCUGAAGAUCCCAAUUGGAGACAUGCUUCAUUUUGUGUUCUAGUUGAUAGGGAUUCUACAGCUAAGGAUGGAGAACAAAUGAAUUGCAGUUCAAUAGCUGCACAUGUUCGUGUUGCACAUUCGGUUGGUAAACGUGUGAUACUUUGUCGCGUAAGUCUCCCAUCAAUCGAGGAGUUUUCUAACAAUCCAUGGGAAGCUGUUCGGAAAACAACAAUUAAGGAAACUCUCAUUGAUUAUUGGAAACCGAAAGCCAAUUAA
Schistosoma guineensis is the source of this 1355-nucleotide messenger RNA. The record is from the annotation of a GenBank genome assembly. NCBI's taxonomy places the organism in Eukaryota, Metazoa, Platyhelminthes, Trematoda, Strigeidida, Schistosomatidae.